AUGAUUGAUUGGAAUUCGGUAUGCAAUGAACUAAACAUACCUUGCUGGAAUGUAGGCAAGAAUGUUAUCCCAGGUGCCACCUGCAUCCAAUGUCCUUGCUGUGAUGACCAUUCUCACCACGGGAAUUUCCUGCCUGAUGGAGGGUACAAAUGUUGGCGUUGCAAAGGCUCUAGCCCUGCUAUUGUAUUGGCAAGGGCAGGCAAGGUAGAUGUCCAGACAGCCCAGAAAAUCAUUGACAAGAAUAAGAGCCGGGACCACAAGGAAUCUGCGAAGGAAGCUAUGGAUAGAGUUACAGCAAUGGCCUCCUCGGUCACCUUGCCUGGCUCCGAUACACCUCUCCAGAUUCACAUUGACUACCUUGCAAAACGAGGCCUUGAUUGGAAAGAGGUCAAGGAAAAGUUCGGCAUUAAAUUCACUGGUAUGGGAUGGAAGUCCAACUAUACUGACCAGGAAGGAAAGACCACUAGCAUUGAUGUUUCUUUCAGGAUUAUAAUUCCUGUUUACAACCACCUUGGAGACAUCAUCGCUUGGCAGGCAAGAGAUGUAACCGGUAGAAGUCCUUUUAGAUACAUUUUCCCUAAAGUAGAAUCUUGUGUCAAGCAUUACAAGGCUGAAUUAUAUGGCUCCAAUCUUUGCCGUAAAAGUAACAAGGUGCUUGUGGUUGAAGGUGUUUUUGACCAGUGGAAACUUGCAUUGGCAGGUAUUCCAGCGGUAUGUACAUUUGGCACCUCUACUACACAGGAACAGGUGGCAUUGAUGGCAGCCUGGGAAGAUAUCAUCAUUGCCUUUGAUAAUGAACCGGAGGCACAGAGGCACGCUGAUGAAAUUGCAAUCCAGCUUGCAAGCCUUGGUAGAAAUGUCUACAUUGCUCCUACUGAUUUCGGAACAAAUCCUGAUGGGACUGCAAGGGACUUUGGUGACUUGACAAAGGCUGAAAUCUAUAAUUAUAAGAAAGAACUUAAUUUGUAA
Messenger RNA from Cylicostephanus goldi, 969 nucleotides. The record is from the annotation of a GenBank genome assembly. Lineage: Eukaryota; Metazoa; Nematoda; Chromadorea; Rhabditida; Strongylidae.